GCAGGCAGCGAGGGCAAGUCUCUGGGGUGUCAUCUAGAACAUGUCUUCCCACCUGAAAGCAGCAAAGAAGUUUCUUGCCUUCUUAGGAAAGUCCCUGUUUAGUGUUCUGGAAGGUAUGGUUUUAGCCAUAAUCUCAAAGCCGCGGAAGAACGUUGCUGGUGAGAUAGUCCUCAUAACAGGUGCAGGCAGUGGACUGGGAAGGCUCCUGGCCUUGCAGUUUGCCCGCCUGGGCUCUGUGCUCAUUCUCUGGGAUAUCAAUAAAGAAGGCAAUGAGGAGACGUGCCAGUUGGCUCUGAAUGCUGGAGCCAUGAAAGUACAUGCCUAUACCUGUGACUGCAGCCGGAGGGAAGAAGUAUACAAAGUGGCCGAUCAGGUUAAAAAAGAGGUUGGCGAUGUUUCCAUCCUAAUCAACAAUGCCGGAAUCGUUACAGGCAAAAGCUUCCUUGAAUGCCCAGAUGAGCAUAUGGAAAAGUCAUUUGACGUGAACUUCAAAGCACAUUUGUGGACAUAUAAAGCCUUCCUACCUGCUAUGAUUGCUAAUAAUCAUGGACAUUUGGUUUGCAUUUCAAGCUCUGCUGGAUUAGUUGGAGUUAAUGCACUAGCAGAUUAUUGUGCAAGUAAAUUUGCAGCCUUUGGCUUUGCAGAAUCUGUAUUUAUGGAGCAUUAUGCCCAAAACCAAGAAGGGAUCAAAACCACAAUUGUGUGCCCAUUUUUUAUAAAAACUGGGAUGUUUGAAGGUUGUACUAGUAGGUGUCCUCUGUUGCCGAUUCUGGAGCCAGAAUAUGCAGUCAGGAAAAUCAUAGAUGCUAUUCUGCAAGAAAGAGUGUACUUGUAUAUGCCAAAGUUUUUGUACUUCAUCAUGUUUUUAAAAAGUUUUUUGCCCAUCAAAACAGGAAUGCUCAUAGGAGACUAUUUGGGCAUCUUCAAUGUAAUGGAUGGCUUCACUGGCCCAAAGAAGAAAGUUUAAAGACCAACUCCAUGACUGAUGUCAUCUGAUACCGAACACUACUUAUGGCUUAUAUCAGUGAAGAAAAGUACUUUUGAUGGUGAUAGAAUAUAUGUAGAGACUAUAAGUACCAUUUGUAUUCUGCUAUCUGGACCAGAAUUUUCAAUCACUGUCUUUGAAAAUAUGAUUGUACUCACCUUUUCUGUUGA
Ochotona princeps (American pika) is the source of this 1155-nucleotide messenger RNA. RefSeq names its product epidermal retinol dehydrogenase 2-like. Gene Ontology annotation, biological process: retinal metabolic process; retinol metabolic process. Gene Ontology annotation, cellular component: lipid droplet. The transcript has 7 exons. Gene Ontology annotation, molecular function: all-trans-retinol dehydrogenase (NAD+) activity. Bases 41 to 967 code for a protein of 308 amino acids. The record is from RefSeq and is a predicted model, not a curated record. Lineage: Eukaryota; Metazoa; Chordata; Mammalia; Lagomorpha; Ochotonidae.